AUGUCUCAAAACGACAUGAAAUUCUGCAAUAGUUAUUUUCUAGUCGAUCCAACCAAAGCAAGUGUUGUUGAUCUCCUUCUCCUUUUGUUUUCCCCCAACCUGACCAGCGCAAGAUUCAUAGACUCUCCUCCCCAUACGCUCAAAAGCUUCCGAAGGAGUUUCGCGAGUCGAUGGAUAAUUGCGUUGGCCGUUUUUCUUCAAAAGAUAUUAAUUUUCAUAAGAAAACCCUUUGCAUUCAUUGGUAGUUUGCUCACAUACUGGCCCAAUCUUCGUACGGCUAAUGGAGGCUUCUUCAAGUUGAUACUUAACCUUUUCACAGGAAAAUUGGUGAAACCUGAUGAAUCGUCGGCGACAUACACGUCGUUUAUCGGAUGCUCAGAUCGAAGAGUAGCGCUUGACGAGAAGCUAACUGUUGGUACCAUCGAAUACAAGUCGAUGUUGUCAAUAAUGGCUUCUAAGAUCGCUUAUGAGAACAAAUCUUUCAUCACUUCCGUCGUCAAAAACACUUGGAAGAUGGACUUCGUGGGUUUCUACGACUUUUACAGCGCAUACCAGGAAAAAAACGUGACUCAAGCUUUCGUGUUCAAGGCGUCGACCACCAAUCCGAACCUCAUCGUCGUCAGCUUCAGAGGAACCGAGCCUUUCGACGUUGAUGAUUGGUGUACUGAUCUCGACGUCUCUUGGUACGAGAUGAAGAAUGUUGGUAAAGUCCAUGCCGGGUUCUCGAGAGCCCUAGGCCUCCAAAAAAACGGAUGGCCCAAGGAAAUCAUACCUCUCGGACGCCAAUAUGCUUACUACACUAUCAGACAGAAGCUUAGGGACAUGCUUGCCAGAGACAAGAACCUUAAGUUUAUCCUAACGGGUCACAGCCUCGGCGGCGCAUUAGCGGCUCUAUUUCCGGCGGUUUUGGCGAUUCACGGCGAGGAUGAGCUGCUUGAGAAGCUAGAGGGAAUCUACACGUUCGGACAGCCACGUGUAGGGGAUGCGGAGUUUGGGGAAUUUAUGAAGGAUGUGGUGAAAAAGUAUGGAAUAGAGUAUGAGAGGUUUGUUUAUAACAGUGAUGUUGUGCCUAGAAUACCCUUUGAUGACAAGGUUUUGUUCUCAUUCAAGCACUAUGGAUCUUGCAAUUACUUCAACAGUCUCUACAAAGGAAAGGUAAGAGGAGAUGCACCAUAUGCAAACUACUUCAGUUUGUUGUGGUUAAUACCGAAGCUGUUGAUUGGUUUGUGGGAGUUCAUAAGAAGCUUCAUAAUACAGUUUUGGAAAGGCAAAGAGUACAAAGAGAACUGGAUGAUGAUAUCGCUUAGGGUUUUGGGAAUGAUAUUUCCUGGUGGCUCUAACCAUUUCCCACUUGACUACGUCAACUCCACGCGACUGGGUGGCUUGGCUCGACCUCCUCCCACUAUUCCUACUCCUGAGGAAAAAAUUGCCCUCAUUGCUUGA
Arabis nemorensis is the source of this 1443-nucleotide messenger RNA. Lineage: Eukaryota; Viridiplantae; Streptophyta; Magnoliopsida; Brassicales; Brassicaceae. The record is from the annotation of a GenBank genome assembly.